Kuraishia capsulata CBS 1993 is the source of this 522-nucleotide messenger RNA. RefSeq lists its product as uncharacterized. Gene Ontology annotation, cellular component: endosome; BLOC-1 complex. Gene Ontology annotation, biological process: regulation of protein localization; endosome organization. Lineage: Eukaryota; Fungi; Ascomycota; Pichiomycetes; Pichiales; Pichiaceae. The record is from RefSeq and is a predicted model, not a curated record. The transcript has a single exon. Bases 1 to 522 code for a protein of 173 amino acids.
AUGUCGACACCAAUGCCGAAUCACUCCCGAUCGACGUCAAUCGAUGCCGCCAGCUUUAUAGUACAGCCAGAGGAAGGACAAGAAGAUGACUCGUUUACAUCCACAGCCUCGGAUACAGAGUCUUACGCAGGGAGCAUAAACCACAACGAACAGAACACUCAGAAUACGUCUUUCCAUCCAGUGGAGUACCUGUUGGGAUCCUUGGAGUCUGCAUUGAGUUCAAUAGAUCUGGAUAGAUCCAUAGUUCUACAAUCGCAGAUAUCAGGUGAAUUGAAUAACACUUCAAAGGAAUUGCUGAAAAUGAUGGAGGUACUGGAACAACGGAUACGAUCCCAUAUGGCCAACUUCGACAGACUGAAGAACAACACAAUCCCCGAGCUUGCUGCCAACAUAUCCAAAGCAGAAAAGAAAGCUACCAAAUUGACGAAAGUCUUGAAAGAUCAAUAUCCUAUCGAAUACUCAAAGAGCCUGGAUAAAGUGUUGAACAGAAUAACCAAAGAUGAUGAGAAUCUGUAUGUUUGA